Messenger RNA from Theobroma umbraticum, 1404 nucleotides. RefSeq names its product myo-inositol oxygenase 1 (gene MIOX1). Gene Ontology annotation, biological process: inositol catabolic process. Gene Ontology annotation, molecular function: iron ion binding; inositol oxygenase activity. Lineage: Eukaryota; Viridiplantae; Streptophyta; Magnoliopsida; Malvales; Malvaceae. The record is from RefSeq and is a predicted model, not a curated record. Gene Ontology annotation, cellular component: cytoplasm.
GGCAUGAAAUAUGGGAAGGGCUUGGGAUAGUUAGAAGUUUUAGGGAUGGACGUUCCGGCUCUUAUAAAUACUCUUCCAUUUUUCAACCUAAGAUUUAACCAUUGCUUGCGUUUUGUUCUUUCUUUGCUUUCUUUUCCUUCUGAUCUUCCCCUUCAGUUUUGAUUCAGGACAAUGACUAUUCUCAUUGAGCAGCCUGAGUUUGAAGGUGGGAUCGGGGAGAGGAAUAAGGGUCCUGUUGAUGAGAAUGAAUUGGUGUUGGAUGGAGGAUUUGUGGUGCCUGAGACAAUGCCUGAUGAGGGAUUUGUGGCCCCUGAUACCAACUCUUUUGGUCACACUUUCAGAGAUUACCAUGUGGAAAGUGAAAGGCAAAAGGGUGUUGAAGAUUUUUACAGAACAAAUCACAUUAACCAGACUGUUGACUUUGUGAGGAGGAUGAGAGGGGAAUAUGGGAAACUGAACAAGGUGGAAAUGAGCAUCUGGGAAUGCUGUGAACUUCUUAAUGAGUUUGUUGAUGAGAGUGAUCCUGACUUGGAUGAACCUCAAAUUGAGCACCUGCUGCAAACUGCUGAAGCUAUUAGAAAAGACUAUCCAGAUGAGGACUGGCUCCACUUAACUGGCCUUAUCCAUGAUCUUGGAAAAGUUCUUCUUCAUCCUGCUUUUGGGGAGCUUCCUCAAUGGGCUGUCGUGGGUGAUACAUUUCCUGUUGGGUGUGCCUAUGAUGAAUCAAUCGUUCACCACAAGUAUUUCCUGGAAAAUCCAGACUACAAAAACCCUGUCUAUAACACUAAAUAUGGGAUUUACUCAGAAGGUUGUGGACUGGACAAUGUGUUGAUGUCAUGGGGGCAUGAUGACUACAUGUACUUGGUUGCUAAGGAGAACAAAAGCGCAUUUCCUUCAGCUGGUCUAUUCAUCAUAAGAUAUCACUCCUUCUAUGCUUUACAUAGAGCUGAUGCCUAUAAGCACUUAAUGAAUGAAGAAGAUAUUGAGAAUCUGAAAUGGCUGAAAAUAUUCAACAAAUAUGACCUUUACAGCAAGAGCAAAGUCCGCAUAGAUGUUGAGGAAGUCAAGCCAUACUACUUAUCUCUGAUAAAGAAGUACUUCCCAGCCAAGCUCAAAUGGUGACUUUGGAAGCAGGAGCAUACUAGUAAUUAGCAGCAUAAAGGACAGGAUCAGUCAGGAUGCAUGAAUUUCUGCUGUGUUCUUUUGUGUUUGAUCUCUCUUUUCUCUUCCUAUUUUUAGCAGUAAAACGGGGUUACUAGAGAGAGUUGGAAGGUAGGAAUAAAAGGGUGGUUUCUAUUUUUAGUAAUGUGUCGGUUUUCUUUUUUAUUUUUAGUAAAGAAAUGUACUAACUGCUUUGCCUUCAAUAAGACUUAGAUUAUAUGUAUAAAUCCAUCUUUGUACCUU